Rubroshorea leprosula is the source of this 1068-nucleotide messenger RNA. NCBI's taxonomy places the organism in Eukaryota, Viridiplantae, Streptophyta, Magnoliopsida, Malvales, Dipterocarpaceae. The record is from the annotation of a GenBank genome assembly.
GGAUGUCUCAAUCCAUGUUAGGGAGUAGUUGGAAGUUCUAACCGUGAGAUGGACAUAGAAUAGAUUAGAACCUAUUCAGGUUGGGUCCUAACCCUAGGAUGUUACAGCCACAUUGAUUUGGACUGAAAAUAAAGAGCUUUGACAAAAUUAAUGGGCUCCCACCAGUCCCAGGCUCAUCAUGUACUGAAGAACUAUAGUGUGGUAGGCUCUGGCCUGUUAUGAAGAAAUAUAAUAUGGGCUCAGACCCAUGUGAAUUUCAAGGAUGGGCUAUAGUUCGACCACGUGUCACACCUAAAACCAUAGCUGCUAAGAUCAUCUCCUUCACUGAGUCCCAGCAAUGAAGAUAAGACACUUGUGGAGAGCUCGUGCUUCAAACACUCUGCUCACAAUCUCAAAAUCUCCAUUCAACGGUUUUGAUUUUGUUUCAUCAUCAACCUCUGGAAAAAUAUAUUAACCCCAAAUUUUGGUCUCCAACUCACAAGCUCAAACUAAGCUACCUUUUGAAGUUUUGACCAUGGCUUCUCUUCCCUUAUCCUUCGCUCCUUCUACUACAAGGGUGUUUGCUGCAACAGCUGCCAAAGGGGAAGGAGGCAGCAAGGAGGAGAAAGGGCUGCUGGAUUGGAUUCUUGGAAACUUGCAGAAGGAAGAUCAGUUCUAUGAGACUGACCCCGUUCUCAAGAAAGUGGAGGAUGGCAAGGCUGGUGGCUCAACCGGAGGCCGGAAGGGCACUGUUGCUAUCCCACAACCAAAGAAGAAAGGUGGAUUUGGUGGACUUUUCGCCAAGAACUGAUGAAAAUUGGGGUCUUUCGAUUCUUGUUGUGUAUUUGGUAUUGGAAUGCUCUUUCUUGAACGCCAAAUUUGUCAGUCAUUAAAUUUCCUUCUAAUGCACACUGUUUCUUUUACUUUAUUUAUUUAUCAUAUUACUAUAUACUAUUCAUAUUCUAUUUCUUUCUAAUAUUAGUGCGUAUAACUUAUAUUAAUCAUGGUUCUUACAAGGAAUUGUAGUUUGGAUUUAUGUGUUUGUCUAAUUAUUUUGUCUGUAAGAAUAAAUAAAGUGAGUAUGUGCCU